CUUUAUGAAGAAGCAUGGUCAGCCUGCUGUUUCCAAAACCUUGGGGGACAGAUUUGCAGCCCCUGCUGUGGAGACCCGUCCUAGCAUCUGGGGAGAGUGCCCACCAAAGUUUGCUACCAAGUUGGGCCGAGCCAUAGUCAAAGAAGGACAGAUGGGACGGUUUUCCUGCAAGAUCACUGGCCGGCCCCAACCACAGGUCACCUGGCUCAAGGGAGAGGUUCCCCUGCAGCCAAGUGCCCGUGUGUCUAUGUCUGAGAAGAAUGGGGUACAAGUUCUGGAAAUCCAUGAGGUCAGCUGCGAUGACGUGGGAGUGUACACGUGCCUGGUGGUGAAUGGGUCGGGGAAGGCCUCCAUGUCGGCCGAGCUUUCUGUCCAAGGUUUGGACAAUGCCAGUAGGUCAUUGGUGAGAGGAACAAAGGCAGCCAAUUCAGAUAUCAGGAAGGAAGUGACCAAUGGAACCACACAGGGGCCGAAACUGGACAGCCUCGCGUCUGCUGCCGAGAGAAAGAACUGCUCCAGUACCCAGAGAGGGGGCUCCCCGACCUGGGCCACAAGUAGCCAGCCUCCACCCCUGCGGGAGUCCCAGCCAGAGUCGUCCGGGGACCCACCGAGGAAGGCCCUGAGGAGCCCCGUCCUACAAAAGACUUCCAGCACCAUCACCCUACAGGCUGCAAAAGUCCAGCCAGAACCAAGAGCACUGGUCUCGGGUGCCCCCUCAUCUUCUGGAGAAGAGAGGGAGAGGCCAGCUGCGUCCCCCAUAGCCAUCCUCCCCACCAGGCAGUCUGGCCUGGGAAGCCAGGAGGUGAUGAGCAAGGUUGCUACAAGGAAAAUCCCCAUGGAGAGCCAGAGGGAUUCCACCUUCCCCAAAUUUGAGAGCAAACCCCAAAGCCAGGAAGUCAGUGAAGAUCAGACAGUCAAGUUCAGAUGCGAGGUUUCAGGGAUCCCGAAGCCUGAAGUGACCUGGUUCCUGGAAGGUGCCCCCGUGAGGAUUCGAGAAGGCAUGGUUGAGGUUUAUGAAGAAGGCGGAUGCCAUUACCUCUGCCUGCUGAGAGCGCGGGCCAGAGACAGUGGGACCUAUAGCUGCACGGCCUCCAAUGUCCGAGGCCAGAUGUCCUGCAGUUGGACCCUCCUGGUGAAACGGCUGGCCGCGACGGAGGUGGCACCCUCAUUCUCCAGGGUCCUGAAGGACUGCACUGUCGUCGAGGGCCAGGACUUUGUGCUGCAGUGCUCUGUGCAGGGGACCCCGGUCCCCCAAAUCACUUGGCUGCUCAAUGCCUGGUCAGCCCCAACCUCCCCGUCCCCCCUCCCCUCUACCCUCCCUCCCUCAGGGAUUUGCUCUCCCCUGACGUUUCUCUCUUACCCGGCCCCUUUUCCUCUUGCUACUUUCCUUUUUCCCUUCACUGGUUGCAGGGGGAGGGAGCCUGUCAGCUGUGAGGGCCUCUGCAGCCAGGGAGCCGGUGCUCAUGGUGCUGGUGGUGACUGCUAUGGGACCCUGAGGCCUGGCUGGCCAGCGAGAGGGCAGGGUUGGCCAGAGGAGGAAGACGGCGAGGACGUGCGGGGCUUGCUGAAGAGGCGCGUGGAGACCAGGCAGCACACUGAGGAGGCCAUCCGCCAGCAGGAGGUAGAACAGCUAGACUUCCGUGACCUCCUGGGGAAGAAGGUGAGUACCAAGGCCGUGUCAGAAGAAGACCUCAAGGAGAUCCCAGCUGAGCAGAUGGAUUUCCGCGCCAACCUGCAGCGGCAGGUGAAGCCUAAGACUGUGUCAGAGGAAGAGAGGAAGGUGCACAGCCCUCAGCAAGUCGACUUCCGCUCGGUCCUGGCCAAAAAGGGGACCCCUAAGACCCCGGUGCCUGAGAAGGCACCACUUCCCAAACCUGCCACCCCAGACUUCCGCUCCGUGUUAGGCAGCAAGAAAAAAUUACCAGCAGAGAAUGGUAGCAACAAUGCUGAGGCCUUGAAUGCCAAGGCAGCAGAAAGUCCCAAGGCCGUGAGCAAUGCCCAGCCUUUAGGGUCCCUGAAACCCUUGGGCAAUGCCAAGCCUGCUGAGACCCUAAGACCUGUGGGCAAUGCCAAGCCUGCGGAGCCCACGAAACCUGUGGGCAACACAAAGCUUGCUGAGAUGCUGAAACCCAUAGGCAAUGCCAAGCCUGCUGAGACCCCAAAACCCAUGGGCAACGCCAAGCCUGCUGAGACCCCGAAACCCAUAGGCAAUGCCAAGCCUGCUGAGACCCGCUCACUGUGCUCUGUCUCCAUCGAGAAGGCACUGCCCGAGGACAGAGGCUUAUACAAGUGCAUAGCCAAGAAUCGCGCCGGCCAGGCUGAGUGCUCCUGCCAAGUCACCGUGGACGGUAGGUCAUGCCCACCCCUCCCUGGCACACACAGAGUCCCACUCCUCAGCCCUUCCCUUCCCAGCCUCCCAGACUGCCAUCCCUCCCCAAGGCAUUCGCUUUGUGAUGCAACUGUGAAAAAGAAACCCGCCCCCAAGACACCUCCGAAGGCAGCCAUGCCCCCUCAGAUCAUCCAGUUUCCUGAGGACCAAAAGGUGCGCGCGGGAGAGUCCGUGGAGCUGUUUGGUAAAGUGGCAGGCACCCAGCCCGUCACCUGUACUUGGAUGAAGUUCCGAAAGCAGCCUGUGAAUGUCUCUUUUUCAGGUGAUGCAACUGUGAAAAAGAAACCCGCCCCCAAGACACCUCCGAAGGCAGCCAUGCCCCCUCAGAUCAUCCAGUUUCCUGAGGACCAAAAGGUGCGCGCGGGAGAGUCCGUGGAGCUGUUUGGUAAAGUGGCAGGCACCCAGCCCGUCACCUGUACUUGGAUGAAGUUCCGAAAGCAGAUCCAGGAGAGCGAGCACAUCAAGGUGGAGAACAGCGAGAAUGGCAGUAGGCUCACCAUCCUGGCCACGCGCCACGAACACUGUGGCUGCUACACUCUGGUGGUGGAGAACAAGCUGGGCAGCAGGCAGGCCCAGGUCAACCUCACUGUCGUGGACAAGCCAGACCCCCCAGCCGGCACGCCUUGCGCCUCUGACAUCCGGAGCGCCUCGUUGACCCUGUCCUGGUAUGGCUCCUCAUAUGAUGGGGGCAGUGCUGUGCAGUCCUACAGUGUCGAGAUCUGGGACUCGGUGGACAAAACGUGGAAGGAACUAGCCACAUGCCGCAGCACCUCUUUUAACGUCCAGGACCUGCUGCCUGACCGAGAGUAUAAAUUCCGUGUGCGCGCCAUCAACGUGUACGGAACCAGUGAGCCGAGCCAGGAGUCUGAACUCACAGCGGUGGGAGAAAAACCAGAGGAGCCGAAGGACGAAGUGGAGGUGUCAGAUGAUGAUGAGAAGGAACCUGAGAUCAACUACCGGAACGUGACCGUCAACACUGAACAAAAAGUGUCUGACUUCUAUGACAUCGAAGAGAGACUAGGCUCUGGGAAAUUUGGACAGGUCUUUCGACUCGUAGAAAAGAAAACUAGAAAAAUCUGGGCAGGGAAAUUCUUCAAGGCAUAUUCCGCAAAAGAGAAAGAGAAUAUCCGGCAGGAGAUCAGCAUCAUGAACUGCCUCCACCACCCCAAGCUGGUCCAGUGUGUGGAUGCCUUCGAAGAAAAGGCCAACAUUGUCAUGGUCCUGGAGAUGUGAGUGGUUUGCUAUGGGCCUGGGAGCCCCUCACGCGUCUCCCCCACUGUCCACACCCAAGCCCCUACUGCCCCAAGAUGGGGAGCACCACAGGUCAGGCUGCAGCGUGUAAGAGCCUCCCCAGCCCCGGUGGCUGGGGGGUGCCCCCUCAGAACGGCACAUUGGUACACAGGAGCGGCCCUCACCCACUGACCACCAGCCCACUGCAGCCCCUUGCUCAUUUCCAUAGCAGAUUGGCAGAUCUCUGAGGACCCCUGCCCCCUUUUCACCCCCAACUCCCUGUGAAAGUGUCAAGGUUACCGCUAGGCUCCUCGGCUGCGUUCAAGGGCAUUGACUUAGAGGUGGCUUUGGAGGAGAAAGAGAGGGACAGAGCAACUUCCUGAAUGGCCUUCAAAAGAAGAGGGGCCCAGGACCGGGGGCUUGGGAUGUGCGGGUGUAACCCUUGCUCCUGUCUCGGGCUGGGCUCUGCAGGCCCCCAUCCCGUGCUUGUUUGUACUUUGACUUCUCACCAGAGGGUUGUGCUUUCUGGGCUGGCUUGUCCAUGCACAGGGGCAUGG
This is a messenger RNA of Leptonychotes weddellii (Weddell seal), 4176 nucleotides long. The record is from RefSeq and is a predicted model, not a curated record. NCBI's taxonomy places the organism in Eukaryota, Metazoa, Chordata, Mammalia, Carnivora, Phocidae.